CUACGGUCUGAGAUCACAGCAUUUUCCAUCGAGCCUCUCAUUUCAUAGGAAAAAGGUAAAGUUUAUCGUUUUUUGCUAGACCACGAAUGGGUCAGAGUUCAAAAAAGAAGAAGAAGAGGAGUGACACUGGGCGGAGAAGCAAGGGAAGAUCCUUGACUAAAGAUCAGAAUUCACUUGCUAAAGAUAGUGCUGAGUUGGUUGCAGAAGAGCUUACUGCAUUGUCUGCAAUAUUUCAAGAUGACCUUAAAGUCGUUUCUGAGUUUCCUCCACAAAUUACUCUCAAGCUCAGACCUUACUCAAAAGAUGUGGGGAUUGAGGAUACCAAUGUGUCUGCUCUUCUUUCUGUAAGGUGUGUAUCUGGAUACCCUUACAAAUGCCCUAAGUUGAAAAUAAUACCAGAGAAAGGCCUAUCAAAAGUUGAUGCAGACAACCUUCUGUCACUACUUAAUGAUCAGGCUAAUUCUAAUGCUCGAGAAGGUCGUGUAAUGAUUUACAAUUUGGUGGAAGCUGCUCAAGAGUUCUUGUCUGAAAUAUUGCCUCAAGAGCAACUUCUUGAAUCAACAGUGCGUAUAAAUGAGCAGAUUUUUCAGAAGGAUGCUGUAAUUGCUACCUGCAAACCUUGUAGAGGACCUUUUGUUUUUGGCUUCGUAGAUCUUUUUAAUGGUUCCGCGGAAUCAUGGCAUUGCAACAUGAUAAUGGAAGGGAAUGAUAGGUUAGAUUCUUUAGUGAAUAUGACCACAUUAGAGAGCUUAAAAAAUGAACCAGAUGUUCCAACUUCUAAAGUUGACAAAGUCAUGGAGCCAUUGAUGAUGGAUCCAGACAUUAGGCGAGUUUCAUUGCAUAAGUCUACCAGAAGUUUGGGUACUCUCGAGGAAGAAAGUGAAGGCGGGAGUAGUAGUUCUGGUGAUUUGAGUAGGACAUUGUCUGACAGCUAUGAAUCAAUUGAAAACGUUGCCAUUGUGAAUAAUCUUUUUGCAGAAGGCAAUCCAUCAGGAACUGACGAUGGAAGUGAUGAAGGAAGUGAAUCCAGUGGUAUGGAAAGUGAAUCUUCAGAAUGUGGAAUGUCGGAAUCCACUCUCUGUAAACAAUCAACUGGGUUUCUGGAGAAAGAUUUAAUUUUGGCCCAUUUGUUGCGGCUUUCUUGUUCUCCUAAAGGGCCUCUAUCUGAUGCAAUGCCUGGAAUAUUGUCAGAGCUGUUCAACCUAGGGCUUGUUUCAGAGCAAGUGCGAGAUUUGGCAAACGAACCACCUUCAAUUUUUAACAAGGCUUUUAGUCGGGCAUUUCAGCAACAUAUGGUUUCAUCUAAGAUUUCACAGUUUUGGAAAGCUUCCUCCGAUUUGGAAGUACAAAAUUCUCUCUCUAGUCCAACAUCACGUUAUUUAAAUGACUUUGAGGAGCUACGACCCCUUGGGCAUGGAGGCUUUGGUCAUGUUGUACUUUGCAAGAAUAAACUGGAUGGGAGACAAUACGCUGUCAAGAAAAUACGGAUGAAGGACAAGAACCCGCCCUUGAAUGACCAUAUUUUGAGAGAAGUUACCACACUUUCGAGGUUGCAACAUCAGCAUGUGGUCCGCUAUUACCAGGCAUGGUUUGAAACAGGGAUUGCUGGUUCUAGUGAUGCCAUGUUUGGCUCCAGGACUGUUACGAGCUCUAGUUUCAGCUUCAAGGAGGCAAGCUCAUCCGAUGCUUUUGGGAAUGAGAACAAGCUUGAGUCAACAUAUCUGUACAUUCAAAUGGAGUACUGCCCAAGGACACUUAAGCAGAUGUUUGAGUCAUAUAGUCACUUUGACAAGGAUUUUGCAUGGCAUUUAUUCCGACAAAUUGUAGAAGGAUUGGCACACAUACAUGGACAAGGAAUCAUUCACCGUGAUUUGACUCCUAAUAACAUCUUUUUUGGUGCUCGCAAUGACAUUAAAAUUGGGGAUUUUGGGCUUGCAAAGUUCUUGAAACUAGAACAGCUGGAUCAAGAUUUUGACGCUGCUGAGAUAGUUGGAAGUUCUGUUGAUGGUACUGGUCACAUCGGUACUUACUUUUAUACUGCACCUGAAAUAGAGCAAGGGUGGCCAAAGAUCAAUGAGAAGGCUGAUAUGUACAGCUUAGGAGUUGUUUUCUUUGAGUUGUGGCAUCCAUUUGAUACAGCAAUGGAGAGGCAUGUUAUUCUUUCUAAUCUGAAGCAAAAGGGAGAACUCCCCCCCGCUUGGGUUGAUGAAUUCCCAGAUCAGGCAUCCUUGCUGCGGCGCAUGAUGUCCCCGACUCCAAUAAAUCGCCCAUCAGCAACAGAACUUCUUCAACAUGCCUUUCCACCUCGGAUGGAGUAUGAUUUGCUAGACGAUAUGUUACGGGCAAUUCAUACCUCAGAUGAUACAUUUAUAUAUGAUAAAAUUGUCAGUGCCGUUUUUAAUGAGGAGAGGCCAACAGCAAAAGAUCAUACUGAGAAUAAUGGAAGACUGAUGGUAUCGGGAAAUGAUACUUCAUCAAUCCUAUUCAGUGAUUUUGCGACAAAUAAUCGUGAUAAUGUUAUGGAGGUGGCUAAAGAAAUAUGCCGGCGACAUUGUGCAAAACAUUUGGAGAUCAUUCACAUGCGAAUGGUGGGUGAUUGCCUGCAGUCAAGUAGGAGUGCCGUCAAGCUUUUGACCCAUGGGGGAGACAUGAUUGAGCUUUGUCAAGAACUACGAUUGCCGUUUGUAAAAUGGGUGAUUGCAAACCAGAAAUCCUUUUACAAGCGUUAUGAAAUUUCAUACGUCUACCGACGGCCAAUUGGUCACUCACCCCCAAAUCGCUAUCUACAGGGAGAUUUUGACAUUGUUGGAGGAGCAACAGCAUUGAUAGAGUCAGAGAUCAUCAAAGUCUCGAUGGACAUUAUUACUCACUUUUUUAGAUCAGAAUCAUGCGAUAUUCAUUUAAAUCAUGGCGAUCUGUUGGAAGCAAUUUGGACUUGGGUAGGCAUCAAACAUGAGCACAGGAAAAAAGUUGCUGAGCUUCUCUCUGUGUUGGGAUCCUUGCGUCCUCAGUCUUCUGAAAGAAAGAGAAAAUGGGUUGAAACACGAAGGCAACUCCGACAGGAGCUUAAUCUUGGUGAAACUGUACUGAAUAGACUACAAACUGUUGGGUUGAGAUUCUGUGUGGUUGCUGAUCAGGCCCUUCCACGACUCAGAGGUGCCCUUCCUGCUGAUGAUUUGACACACAAGGCACUUGAUGAAAUUUCUGAUCUUUUUAACUAUUUAAGAGUUUGGAAGAUUGAGAAGCGUGUCUAUGUAGAUGUGCUGAUGCCACCAACCGAGAGUUAUCACAGGAAUUUGUAUUACCAGAUAUAUUUACGGGAAGACAAUAGCCCCGGGAUGGAGGGAACAUUACUUGCUAUUGGAGGACGCUACGACCACCUGUUCCAUAACAUUGGGGAUUCAGAGAAUAAACUGAAAAAUUAUCCUGGCGCUGUUGGGACUAGUGUUGCUUUGGAGACUAUUUUGCAACACGUUUCUGCGGACAUUCUACCCUACAGAAAUGAUAUGGGGACAAAAAUUCUUGUUUGUUCGAGAGGAGGUGGUGGGUUAUUGGUAGAGAGGAUGGAACUAGUGGCUGAGCUAUGGGAGGAAAAUAUCAAGGCUGAAUUUGUACCGUUGUGUGAUCCAAGCCUAACUGAACAAUAUGAAUAUGCAAGUGAACAUGACAUCAAAUGCCUUGUCCUCAUCACCGACACGGGUGUUUCUCAAAAAGGAUCCGUUAAGGUUCGACAUCUUGAGCUUAGGAAGGAAAAGGAAGUUGAGAAAGAGAAGCUGGUGAAAUUUCUAUCUGAAGCAAUGGCAGCUCAGUUUAGAAAUCCGGCCAUCUGGAGCUAAUGUCAUAAAAUGGAAUGGAGAAUGGAUGGACAUCAUAGUAAUGAAGAAAUCUGUUUGGGAUAUUACUCACUUUCAACUUUUGAUCAAUUUGCUGAUAAUCAUCAUGAAUUAAAUGAGGCAAGUGACAUAUCUGAGGCAUCUACAGUACAGUCUCCGAUGGAAUUCAAGAGCCUUCACGGUUCUGGCUCUUUAGGAAGUGAAGAUUGAAGAUGAAAUUGAUUAUACGUAUAUUCAAGUAGGCCACUGAGAAGAUAAAUUCAGGAUGGAACGAUAAUUUUCACAAAAUGAUGAGUUUUACGGAGCUCUUACAUGUUAGAGCUAUUCAACUUUGGUUUCAUGAUUAGUUUUCGGAUACCUCUGCUGCGGCUCCAAACAGCUCUCAUAUUGG
This is a messenger RNA of Cuscuta campestris, 4224 nucleotides long. NCBI's taxonomy places the organism in Eukaryota, Viridiplantae, Streptophyta, Magnoliopsida, Solanales, Convolvulaceae. The record is from the annotation of a GenBank genome assembly.